Messenger RNA from Trypanosoma cruzi, 2910 nucleotides. RefSeq lists its product as uncharacterized. The coding region runs from base 1 to 2910 and encodes 969 amino acids. The record is from RefSeq and is a predicted model, not a curated record. The transcript has a single exon. Lineage: Eukaryota; Euglenozoa; Kinetoplastea; Trypanosomatida; Trypanosomatidae.
AUGGUUUGUUUUGUUUUAUAUUUUUUCCUUUUUGAGGCGCCAACAGUUUUUUUUUUUAGUUUACAUUUGGGUGUUAAUUUCUUUCACGUUGUGUCGUGUGGAAAUUGCGCCUUUUUGCUCAUCGGUGGACUACAUUCAACGAGUCACUUUUUUUUUUUUUUUUUCAAUUUAGCUCUUGAUGGUGUGUGGCGGACUUGUGUCUCCUCAUCACCGCCCGAGUCAAGCUAUAUGAGAGACGGGGGAAACAUGGCGUGGACUGCGAGUCGUGUUGAAAGGGUCCUGGAGGGAAUUGCUGCACUCCACAACAGGAAUGACACCGAGCGUAUGGCCCAUCUGCAGCGAGAGAAUGACCGACUGACUAAAGAGUUGUCUGAAAUGGAGCGGGUGCACAAGGCUGCAGUGAAGGAUCUUUCUGAGAAGGGGACUAAGAUGGAGCACCUGAUGCGGCAACUCCUGGCCGAGCGCAGUCGUUUGAUGGAGGAAUUGGCACAGAUGCGUGAAGCGAAAACUCUUGAUGGGAAGGAAAUGAAUUUAACGGCUUCCUUAACCGACACAUUGCUUAAAAGCGAAAUGGCCGUGCAAACGGAUGCAUUGCGUCCCCAUGACCCUCCCAGGGAGCGGACGACGCAAACAGUGAGGGAAUUGGAGGAGGUGGCCGUGCAAACGGAUGCAUUGCGUCCCCAUGACCCUCCCAGGGAGCGGACGACGCAAACAGUGAGGGAAUUGGAGGAGGUGGCCGUGCAAACGGAUGCAUUGCGUCCCCAUGACCCUCCCAGGGAGCGGACGACGCAAACAGUGAGGGAAUUGGAGGAGGUGGCCGUGCAAACGGAUGCAUUGCGUCCCCAUGGCCCUCCCAGGGAGCGGACGACGCAAACAGUGAGGGAAUUGGAGGAGGUGGCCGUGCAAACGGAUGCAUUGCGUCCCCAUGACCCUCCCAGGGAGCGGACGACGCAAACAGUGAGGGAAUUGGAGGAGGUGGCCGUGCAAACGGAUGCAUUGCGUCCCCAUGGCCCUCCCAGGGAGCGGACGACGCAAACAGUGAGGGAAUUGGAGGAGGUGGCCGUGCAAACGGAUGCAUUGCGUCCCCAUGACCCUCCCAGGGAGCGGACGACACAGAAUUCUUGGAAAAAGGAUUUUAAUUUGCCUAUGCGUUCGAUAUAUUUUGCCAAAGCGAUGGGUCAGACAUCCGCAUUUUUAAAUGCCAAGGCGUUUCCAGUGAAAUAUGUGUAUGGGCUUUUAACCCCCAUUUCUGUUCAUUUUAUCCACGGAGCAGAAUGCCUUGCACUUGCGAUUUAUUUUAUUGGACAGUGGGUUGAGAAUGUUAAAUUAGAUAUCCCCACCGCUGAUUUUGUGUUUGUGGGCGUUAACGUACAAGGGUGGUGGCAAUGGCGGCGACAAGCGCUGAUUCACUUGGACGCAGUCACAGAUAUCGUCAGAGCCUACAGUGAUGCUGCCGAUCCCUUGUGGUGGUGUGCAGCAUUGGCUGCUGUCCUUUUGGAUUUGGACAUGGAUCAUACUAUGUCGGUUGGCGAUUUUAUUGCGGCCGGUUGUGGCGGCGAUGUGGGGACACAAACACCAUGCACUCCAGUUUCUCUAAAUGAAAUGAUUGCGUUUUUAAAAAUGAGUCCAAAAAGUUGCGUAUUGGUUACGAAAAAAAACUCGGACUUUGGUGAUACUUUUGGACUUUUAAUGGCUGUUUCUGUUCUUGAGAAUGAAGCUUUGUUUUAUAUUGUAAGGCCCAGCGGCAGUGCCGGAGGAGACGAAGGAACCACUGGAGACAGCGCUAUUUGCACUCUAAAGGGUGAGUGGCGUUCCGGCCGUGAAUUGUUGAGUGAGUUUGAUCUCUUUCAAACGGUGAGGUGUUUUUCUUCUUAUACGAAUCCAGAGAUUCGGUGGGUGGAUGCCGUCCAAGGGCACUUUACCUCCGUGUCGGUGUUGCUGCCGGAGGGGGUUUUGGUGACAAGAGACGCCAUUUAUGCCAGGUUGUUUGAUGUCACAACUUCUCUCUGGUGGCCGGUAGAGGUCAUUUCACGUGAGGGGAACACCUUAAUGUUUUUUAGUCCUUUUUUGGAGUCUGCCACUUCCGUCAUUGUUUUAUUAAACGUCGAUGUAGACACGGUGUGCCGUCUUGAAUUCCUACAGAUCGUCUCAGAGGAGUUCGGAAUUUUCCGAAGAAAAACGGCGGUAGUCGUUCAAGUUGAUGGGCAAGAGGUGUGCACGAGUAGCCUCACAUUGAACGCGGCGGUGGGGCAAGAACCAGCGCUGAGAGAGGGUAUCGCUUCUAUCUCCGCUCAUUUUGGGGAACCUGAUCCCAUCACUGACACGGAGUAUUCUAUGAAAGAAAUCCGUGCGAUUGAUGUUCGCAGGAAUCAGAGCAGCACGGCUGCUGACGAAGCCCGCUCACAAAAUUUGAUAGUUUCACUUGAAGCGGACGCAAUUUUCCGAAUGGUUAACGAAACGCUGGCGGUCCAUAUGGAGCUUAUGGUGAAUUAUAUGGACCGUUUUUUGGAGCUCCUAUCCUUUUCUCUGUGGUCACAGCCGCCUCGAUUAGACGAAAGAGGCGGGGCCGUCGUGCUGUCGCCGAUGCUGGCCACGACCAUUGCUCGACAGCAUGUGGAACUAUCGGCCAUGAGAGCUAGAAAAGACUUUUUAUGUGAGUCACUAUGUUGCGCCGCGAAGGAGUUGAAUUCAACCAAGACGAAGCUUAACUGCCUGGAGGAGGAGAAUGGCGUCCUGCGGGAAGAAUUGGCGCAGCAGGCAUCAGCCUGUGAACUCCUGCGUCAGGAUAUCGUUGCCAAGGAUGAAAAGUUAGCAGGGGCUGCACGUUACUGCUGUGCCGUGGAAGAACAGCUGCGUCUAGCCAUGGAUUCCUUCUUGGAGCUUCGAUGUUGUGCUGAGGAAAUGCAAUAA